AUGUGUUUGCGAGACCACUCAGUACCCCUCCAAUAUAGACCCAUAAAUAAGAUUAAUGCACCCAUAGAAAUUAAUACAAACUUUAGAGUUGAUCAUCAUCUGAGGCAGAUGCUUCCUCAUUUUCAUGGCAUGACCCAUGAGAGCCAUAUAAACAGUAGAAGAUUUUUCCAAAGUUUAUGAAAUUUCUCAUUAUCUUAAUAUUCUAAUUGAAAUUGUGAAGAUAAGACUUUUUUCAUUCACACUCAAAGAUAAAGCAAAGGAUUGGCUGCAGGCAGUAGCUCAAGAGUUGAACUCUUAGAGUGAGAUGGAUGCAACAUUUUUUAAAUAAAAUUAUUCAGUAUGUAAGACUAACUCAAUUCAUAGAGUUAUUAGAGAUUCUGUGUAGGUGCUGUAGAAGUCAUUCUAUGAAGCAUGGGAGAGGGUUAAAGACUACACCUGCCAAUGCCCACAUCAUGGAAUUUAGAAUUACCAGUUAGUUCAAAUUUUCUAUGAAGGAUUAAAUGAGAAAGCCAUGCAUAUGAUUGACAUAGCUUCAGGAGGUACAUUUAUGAAUAAAUAUGGGGAUGAAGUAAUAGAAUUGAUUGAAAUAUUAGUUGAGAAUAGUGCACACUAUUAUGUCUUAAAUUAGAAUGGUAGGUUCACGAGACCUUGGAAAGGAGGUAUUCACAAUUUGAAGAAUAUGAAGACUAGUUUAUUGAUUGAUAAAGUUGAGAAACUAACUUAAUGUGUGUAGAGAUUGAUACAAAAGUAUUCAGCAGUAGGUUUUGAUCAUCAACAACUUAAAACAGAUCAAGAUAUGAGAGCUUGUGUAUUAUGUUCAAGCUAUGAGCAUGUGGAGGUCGACUAGUCAAAAUAUGAUUAGGUAAUGACAAUCAAUCAAUUUCAUUCUAAUCAUGUAGUGAAUGAUUGGCAAGUACAAGGGUCAAAUCAAAAUCAUAGUAGAAAUUUCAAGAAUAAUCAAAUGGGUAUGAAUCAAAAUUCUAGUUUGAGAAGAAAUCAGGAUAAUGAAUAGCAACCUAAUUGUUUUAAAUAUUUACAGAAUUCAUCUACGUAGAGGAUCAAUAAUUCAUGCUAUGAUUCUUUUAUGCCUAACCAUCAAAUUCAGCAACCUACAAGAUUUAAUGAUUUAUCAAGACAGAAAUUAUUAAAACAAAUGUCGCAGGAACAAAGGGAAUUAUGACAGAAAAUUGAGUGUAUAAAGUUUCAAAUUGAAGGUUGAUAUCAACCUAAUCAAAUCAGAUCAGAUAAACAUCUUGGCAAGAGAAUAGAAGUGGGUAAUAGAAACAAAGAAUCAAGACAAUUACCCACACAGCUAGAAGCCAACCCAAGAUACUUAGGGAGAUCAUUAAGUCAACGUCAAGUACACCAAGUUGAAUUCAAUGAUCAAAAUUGAGAAACACUCAACAUGAUUUCAAAAUUGAGAAAUGGUAAGGUGCUUUCAAAAUUGUGAAGGAGAGGAUGAGGAGUAAGAAAUGGAAGCAUUGGAGGAGGUGAUUUCGACGAAGAAUAAGGAUAAGAAGAAGGAAGGUAUGGAAUCCAAUCUUUACACAUAUGCACCUCUGAUUUCAUUUUCGGAAGCUUUACAUGAUGUUAAAUUAAAGAGUGCUGAUUUUGAUAAGAAGAUUCUAGAAAUUUUUAAACAAGUAACAAUCAAUAUAUCAUUAGUUGAUGUAAUUUAACAUAUCCCAUCUUAUGUGAAAUUUUUAAAAGGUUUAUGUACACCAGCGAGGAAGUAAAAGAGAAUUCAAUUGUCUGAAACCAUUAGCUCAAUUUUGUUGAAUCAUAUUUUUACUGAGAAGCCUGAUCUAGGCCCCUGACGAGACUAAAUCGUAUGGUCGUUGAAUGCACACGAUUCAGUGUCAAAACAAAGUCCUAAUCUUACCAAUUUAUGAUUAAUCAAAGUAAUUAAUUAGUAUAAUGGUAAUUAAGGGUCGAAUCCACGGAGAAUUAGGGAAAUUUGAGAGAUAUCUUUGAAAUUCGGUCAAAUCGGAUGAUGAAAUUAGGUUAGAAAUUGGAAAAUUUAGUAUAUUAAGAAAGAUAACUCAAUUUUGAAUCCACGGAAUCAAAAAUCAAGUGAUUUGGAUGAGAAUUCGAAGAGUAAUCGAAGUUUGAAGUUAAGAGAAAUUUUUGUAUCACGAAAUGAUUAAAAACAGAAAUUAAAACUAAAUUAAACUUAAUCUACAAUACUUAAAGUAAAAUUAACACUAAAUGAUGAAAGAUUAAGAUGAAAACAAACAAUCUAACCCAAAUUAGCCUUCGAAAUGAUCCAAUUAAUCGCCGGAUGCAAGGCUUUUCAUUCCGAAUUUUCGAAGAUGAAAGAAGAGUUCAAGACUUGAUUUCUUCCAAUUCUUUCAAUCAAACAUUGAAAUUAAACAUCCAACAGAAGCGGAAAUGAGUUGCGAACACAAUGCAAAAGAUGGCACGCGAAUUGGAGCUCUAAACAAAGAGAAUUUGAAGAUUGAUCGCGGGUAGUUCUUCCGUCGCGAAGAACGGAUUUUAUAAAAUUCGGAAAUGAUCGUGGCCGUCUGAUCUGAUGGAGUUGAUCGUGAUGGACGAUCGCGAUGAGAUGCCUCUUCACGAAUCGUCGCGACGAUUCGACGAUCGUUCGAUUGUGAUCGUGCGGUUAAGAUGUGAUUGGAUGUCCAUCUGAUGUGAAUAAUCUGGACCGUUAUAACUCUCGAUCAGACAGUCGUGAUUUAUUCACUUAAGUGAGUAUUUAGGCAUGUGGUUGAUCUCUGAUCGUGUGGACCUCGAUUCCACGUGAUCUACGCACGCUAUUUGUCACGAUGUCGAUCGGACGCACGAGAUCACGCCACGUGUCCUGUAUAUAAGAAAACUAAGGGACUUUAGUCCCAUCCGGGAAAAACAAAGGAGUAUAUUCGGGUAUAUAAGAUAUGACGAUUAAGAGGGAUUAAUACUUUGUCUUCCGAUAAUCAGAAGACCUAUAUACUUUAUUAAAUAAAUACAUAUAGUAAAUAUAAAUACGCCAUGUGUCACAUCAGCGCCACGCAGGCGCCCGCGUGCUAUCCACGUGGCAGAGCCACGUGGCCCCGAGUACCACGUCGCAUCCACGUGUACACGCGCGACAUAUAACCCCUUUUUGUGAUUUUUUUAAUUAAUUUAAAACAUUUAAAAAUCGAAAAUAAAUAUAAAUAAAUUCAGAAAAAUUCCAAAAAAAUUCUAUAAAAUUGUAAAAAUCAUAACUUUCAAAAUACGACUCCAAAUUAAUUCAAAUUUGUUUUGUUGGAUUCAAAAUUGAAUAAUCUAUCAUUAAAAUAAGAAGAGAAUAAAUUUUAAUUAAUUUUAUACAUUUAUGUAUUAUAUAAAAUAAAUUUAUAUAAAUACAUAAAUGUUAAUAAAUAUCUUUUCUCUCAUAUUUUCACUCUUAAAACAUGAUUAUGAUCAUAAAUAUAAUUAGGAUUAAAGAUUGUAAUGUGUAAUUAUUUAUAAUAAUCCAUAAUUUGGUGUAUUUUAAGAUCAUAACAUGAAUUUACACAAAAUGAUAGAAAUAUACUUAAAAUAUGAUAACAUGCAUAUAUUUGUAAUGAUUAAUGCCUUAAUUUGCAUUAAUAAUUAUAUAAUUACAUGCAUAAAUAGCAUGUUAUCAGCCCCCCAUUAAUUAAAUGUAAGAUCCAAGGUAUGGUUUUCACACAUUCACUACUUGAUUCAAGGGCUAGUGUGAAUAUUUUACCUAAGGCCUUAUAUGAUUUGUACAAAAUUAGUGAUUUACAACCCCUAUAAGUAGAAUUGUAGUUGAUGGAUGGAUUAAUCCAUCAAUCUUAUGGAAUAUUAGAGGAUAUAAGCUUGAAGAUAGAAAAUUAUUAUUUCCCUAUUGGUUUUAUUAUCAUAGAUAUAAAGAGAACGAAGAAUGUAAGCCAUGCUCUAAUUAUUCUUAGUAAGCCAUUCUUGGCCACAGGUAAAUCCACAAUGGAUUAGGGAAUGGGAACCAUAGAAUUAAAUUUUGGUCAAGAGAAAGUGAAAUUAAAUAUCUCAAAAUCAUUACGAAAUCCAAAUCACUCUGAAAACUUAUGCAUGAUUGAUAUAAUUGAUGAGUGUGUAGAUGAGCUCUUCGGCAGAGAGAUAAGCUGUGCGUUGGAGGAUUCAUUGGGCUCAACCAAAGAGAAAUUUAUUCCAAAUCAAUCCAGCCUUUGACCAAAUUUGAAGUCAUUGCUUGCACCUAUGAAGUAUACGUUAUUAGGCCUAAAUCAUUCAUUUCCCAUGAUUAUUUCAUCUUCAUUAACAAAUGAUUAGGAGGGAAGAUUAGUUGAGAUAUUGAAGAAGUACAAAGGGUGAUUGGAUGGAAUUUAUUGGAUAUUCAAGGCUUCAGCUCCAAGGUAUGUAUGCAUCGUAUUAUUAUUGAAGAUAAUGCUCAACUAGUGAUGUGCAGCAAAGAUUAAAUCCAAAGAUGCUUGAGGUAAUCAAAGUUGAGAUUGUAAAGUAG
This is a messenger RNA of Spirodela intermedia, 4441 nucleotides long. NCBI's taxonomy places the organism in Eukaryota, Viridiplantae, Streptophyta, Magnoliopsida, Alismatales, Araceae. The record is from the annotation of a GenBank genome assembly.